UUUCUUUCUUUCUUUUUUUUUUUUUCUUAUUCUUCUUUGAUUAGUGGAUGAUUUAUCUUCGAGCAUCAUACCAAAACGACCCUGGGGUGAAUAUAGUUUACUUCAAUUCUCAAACUCACAACCUGAUAUGUUCUCUCCUCUACCUGGUGUUAUUCACUCGCUACAAAUACGAACUCCUACUACCUAUUCUUCAACAAUGAAUAAAACUGAACCAAAGGUCAACUCACAAUCACCAAACGACUUGACAUCGUGCGAUAACAAAGAGGAUAAAGACAAUGCAGCCAUCUAUGACGACAACAUGAAGGAAAUUUUAGUGAAAAUGCAAAAGCACAGUAUCAACGAAGGAAAUGUCGAUUGUUUUUUGGAAAGGCAAUCAUCUACUGUGUCGUCUAGUACUAGGAUUUAUGAACCCUUGAACAGCAGCAUACAAACUGAAAAGUCAACUUCAACAUAUACUGGACGGACACCUUUACCAACAAUCAAUAAGCAAUCUUGCAAGCCAGGAACCACAUUACCCGCGGAAUUCGAAUUCUCUUUUACAAACCCUCAACAACAUUUGGUGGAUGAAAAAUCAUAUUAUCGAGAUGGCAACAAUGCAAAUGGUUUACAAUGGUCACCAAGUUUAUCAAUACCCAUUCAACAACGAAAAAUAUUACCCUUACCGACUUCACGGUGGAAACGAGUUCGACAACAACAACAACAACAACAACAACAACAACAACAACAACAACAACAACAACAACAACAACAACGCCAAAUCAACCUGUCUUCAUCAUCUACAGCAACCUCAACAUCUGCAACAACUGAAAUAAAAGAACAACCUCUAACAAACAGUACUCCUUUUUCUUCUUCAUUCACAUUUAAAGCACCACUAUCAACAGCAACUUUAAACAGAAAGAAAAGCACAAAGUUGAUAUUCUCUCCAGCGCUCACUACCUCUCCAAUCAACGACUGCCAAACGAAAAAAGAGCAAGAUUUCCACGAUAAUACCAAAAAGGCCAAGCGAAAUGGGGAAGAUGAUUUUAAUUUUUGUAUAGCAGGGGAUAGCGUGGAUCUAUGCAUGAAAAGCAACAGUAGUGGAUCAUCAGCAUCAAGCACAAUAACAACUACUACCACCAAAGCGAUACCAUUACAAAAUUUAUCACCCUCUGAUACUAGUAUCGUGAUCGAUGACACACUGCAACCAACACAACAUCAUACGCCACUACCAUUAUCAUCUACUGCGAUACCAUCCAGGACCAUUACCAAGAUACCAUAUAUACCUUCAGCAUCGUCAUCAUCAUCAUCAUCGUCAUCGUCAUCCCAGGAUUUAACGACUGUUUCAAAAUCACCAUCUGUUGCAUUACAGCCAGAAAACUCCAAAUCACUUGCAGUAUCGACAAAAACAAAAAGAAAUAGCAAAUCACCGAUCUCGUCAAAUUCAUCACAACAAUCAACUCUGAAUCCAACGACAUUACAACCUCCACAGAAAACAGGCCAAGAGAAAAAGGGUCAAGGAAAAACCCCAACACCUAUGACAUCGAAUCAAUCUAGUAAAAAAGGUGGAAGCAAUGGUAGUAGCAAGAAAAAGGCAAGAGGUAGAAAAGGCAAAGCGAUGAAUAUACCAUCAGCAUCGUCAAUAUCCUCUGGUGGUAUCACAUCAACAGGAAAAAAUAAUAAAGGUAGUAACAACAAUUAUGAAUUACAACGACGACAUCAAUCUGGAAACAAUAUCAAUAACAAGAAUAGCGUGGAUUUGGUGCCCUCAUCUGUUUUAGGAACGAAUGAUUGGAUUUGUCUCUUUUGCCAAUAUGAAAUAUUCAAGAACGGUUGGAUGAUGGCUGAGCGAAGGCAACAAAUGGUAAUCGCACGAAGGAAACGCAACAUACAGAAAAAACAACAUGAACAAAAAGAAUCACUCCAACAAGAACGAUUUGACCACCAAAGAAAGACGAAAAUGACUGAUCCAAUAUCUUGAAUAUCAGUAUAUUGAAUUUAUUCUAUAUCAGUACACAUAUACCUUCAUCAUUCAAGUUAGUUAGUAGCUGUGGUUUAUCAUUCCCAUCCUGAUAUCAAGAAUCAAUAAAAAAAAAAAUUGUUUAAAAAAAGGUUAUCUUUUGUUUCACGAUUUUGUAAGAAUUUUGAGUUUUGACAGCCAAAUAUAGAUUUUUUUUUAUUGCUUUUGGUUAAUAAUGUCAAUGAUGAUACGUAAAAGUUGAAAACUAGCAACAAGAACUUG
Halteromyces radiatus is the source of this 2218-nucleotide messenger RNA. RefSeq lists its product as uncharacterized. The record is from RefSeq and is a predicted model, not a curated record. NCBI's taxonomy places the organism in Eukaryota, Fungi, Mucoromycota, Mucoromycetes, Mucorales, Cunninghamellaceae. The transcript has 2 exons. The coding region runs from base 128 to 1957 and encodes 609 amino acids.